CUCAAACCAAUACAUUUGGAAGAGUACCAAGAGGAAGAGCUUGGCCAAGAUCUCAUACCAAUACAUUUGGAAGACUACCAAGAGGAACAGCUUGGCCAAGAUCUCGUACCAAUACAUUUGGAAGAGUACCAAGAGAAACAGCUUGGCCAAGAUCUCAUACCAAUACAUUUGGAAGACUACCAAGAGGAACAGCUUGGCCAAGAUCUCGUACCAAUACAUUUGGAAGAGUACCAAGAGAAACAGCUUGGCCAAGAUCUCAUACCAAUACAUUUGGAAGAGUACCAAGAGGAACAGCUUGGACAAGAUCUCAUACCAAUACAUUUGGAAGAGUACCAAGAGGAACAGCUUGGACAAGAUCUCAUACCAAUACAUUUGGAAGAGUAUCAAGAGGAACAGCUUGGACAAGAUCUCGUACCAAUACAUUUGGAAGAG
Molecule: messenger RNA, 432 nt
Organism: Helobdella robusta
Lineage: Eukaryota; Metazoa; Annelida; Clitellata; Rhynchobdellida; Glossiphoniidae
Exons: 1
Source: RefSeq, a predicted model, not a curated record